Messenger RNA from Astrephomene gubernaculifera, 4551 nucleotides. NCBI's taxonomy places the organism in Eukaryota, Viridiplantae, Chlorophyta, Chlorophyceae, Chlamydomonadales, Astrephomenaceae. The record is from the annotation of a GenBank genome assembly.
CACGGCUGCUGGUGCUGGUGGUGCUGGUGGAGAUGCUUCCAGUGCUGCUGCUGUUGCUGCUGCUGGCUGUGAUAAUGGUGGUAGUGGUGCAGGUGGUGGUGCUGUGGUGAUCCACCGCGACGUGAAGGCGGAGAACGUGUUGCUGCGGUGGGAGGGCGGCAGGCUGGUGGCCAAGCUGGCGGACCUGGGGCUGCAUGCGUGCGUUCACGACGACCGCCGUGCGAUGCUCCGACGCAAGCCCCACGACUCCUCCUCCGCCGCCGCCGCCACCCCAUCCGCUAUCAGCACUCAGCCCCUCGACGGCAACAGCAGCGGCAGCGGCAGCCAGCUCCAGGCUCCCACCGCUGCCGCCGCUGCAACCACCACCAUCAAGACCUGCUGCGGCGGCGGAGCCAGCAACACCGGCGCUACCACCUUCUCCACCGCCUCCGAGAAGGAUGCUGGUGGCACACGCGCAAGUAAUAUCGGUAAAGACAGGGCAGCUGCGGGUAAGGUAACGGGCCGCAACAGUGCCGACACCAACCGCAACGAUAACGGCGCCGUCAGCGCUAGUCGGCCCCCAACGAGGUCAGCCUUCACGUUUGUGACCAUCACGCGUGGCAGCAUCGCACCCCACACGGAGGAGUCGCCCGGCAGCCCCAACCGCAGCAGCAGCUGCAGCGGUAGUCGCGUCUUGCCUUGCACGCAGCAGCAGCAGCAGCGGCAAGAGCAGCACCCGCGUCGUAGCGCAAUUGACGUCCUGGGCACCCCCGAGGCUCGCAGCAGCAGUUCUUGUUGUUGCCGGGAAGCUGACCACGGCGGCAGCGGCAGCGGAGGUGCUUGCGACGCCGCCCCUGAAGGCGGCUUUGUCGGUGCCAGUGGCAACCCAUGCUGCGCUAAAGGAGGCGGCGGCGGCACAGCUGCUGUCGUACGGCGACCUGAGGACGCUGUGCCUGCUGCUGGCGAGGAGUUGAGCCCUGACCCGGCGGAGGCGGAGGUGUCGGAGGCGGCGCAGCACAUCCACACCCACCACACCCAGCGCCCGUGCGGGCUGGGCCCACCACCGCCAUCACCGGCGGGUCUGACGUCCUCAGCCUCCGCGCCAUCGCUGCAGCAGCUUCAGCAGCAGGGCGCCGCCGCAGCGGUUGCGCCGCCGCCACCUCCGCCGCCGUCAGCAACUGCGGAGCUGCCGGCCUUGUCGUCGCCGCUGCCGCCAUCGUCCACGCCGCCGCCGCUGUGGACGGCAGCUUGUACGACAAACGCGGCGGAUGCUGCUGCUGCUGCUGCUGCUGCUGCCCCGGCGUCGGCAGAGGCGGAGGUUGCAAAGGAGGCGCCGGAUGCCGCCUUGGGUGAUGCGCGCUGCCAGCACCAGGAGCAGCACCAACAGCAGCACCAACAGCAGGAACAGUCGCCUCAGAGUCCCCCGCAUCCAGGCUGCCCCGCUGGCCCCCCUCAGCAGCAGCAGCAGCCAGCCGCCAGGCAGCAGCAGCCGCUGCUACCGCGCACCUCAGCACCGCCCAGCAGGGAUAGUGGCUCGCCGCUGCCUCCCGUGACCCCGCGGAGUUCGUUGAGGGCACCGCGGACCAGCGGCUUCUUCCGCCCCAACAUGCGGCUGUCUAGGGGCAGUCUCCGCGUAUGCCAACGUGCGGCUGCUGCUGCAGACGUCCGCAUGCCAACUCCCUGCACAGCUGCCUCCCCGGGGACACUGAUGAGCAACUCCUCCAUCCUUAACUCCACUUGCGACUCCAACCCCAACCCCAACCGAGGGAACAGCAACAAAGACAGAGCUGAUGGCCACAACAACAACAGCGGCGGUGGCAUCGGCUGCCGGCAGAGCAAUGUCGUCCAUGUUUCCACAACUGCUGCCGCCGCUGCUGCUGCUGCGGGCAUUGGUACCAUGCGGGAGGAGAGCCUCCUGCGCCUCGUGUCGCCUGACUGCCGCUUGCGGUUGGCUUCCAUUACCGAACGAGCAGGCUGUGGAAAUGGAGCAGCGGGCAGCGGCAGCCGCUGCGGCGGGUGCGGGGGUGGCUGUGAGGGUGUGGGGGGCAACGCUGCUUGCUGCGCCGCUCCUGCAUCUCAGCCUCCUUCUAUGCCUCCCGCACGGCCCCAACCGCCGACACAAGCCGCAGCUAGCUUCAAACGAGCCCAUGCAGCCGCCCACAUGCGGCGAGUGGGCAGCCUGAGGGCCCUGCUGCUGCAGCACAAGCAACAGCAGCAGCAACGGCGUGCACCUGCUGGCACUGCUGUCACGACUCCUGGCUCCUUUGCAAUCACAGGCACCACCACCGCUUCCGCUACUGCUACUGCUGGUGCUGUUACUUCGGCUGACAGUACCGCCGCUAACAAGGCUUCUGCAGCCACGGUCUCGGUUGCCGCUGCUGCUGCCGAUGAUACUGCUGCUGCUGAGGUGUGGAUUGACGCCUGCGCCUGCACCUCGCCUGCUCCUGCACCCGGGCGCCUGCCACCGCAGCUGCCACAGCCGCCACCGCCGCCUCCUCUGCCGCUGCAUCUGCCGCCACCUCCUGCGCUGCCUGCUGCCGCGGACUACUCCUGGGUGUACGACAUGACGGGGCAGGCGGGCAGCUUCCUGUACAUGGCUCCCGAGGUGUACCUGCGCCAGCCCUACAACGCCAAGGUCGACGUAUUCAGUUUCGGCAUGCUGCUGUGGGAGGUGUGGGGCUGCCAGCUGCUGCUGGUCAACUACCUGCUGGCGGGCCGGGGCGCGGAGCAGGGCAUACGCACCGCCAAGGACUUUGCACGCAAGGUGUCGGAGGGCUUCCGGCCGCCCCGCCCGCCCCGCCUGAGCGAGCGGCAGUGGCGGCUGAUGAGCGCCUGCUGGGAGGCCGACCCGGGGCAGCGGCCCACCAUGCGGGGCGUGCUGGCGGAGCUGAGGGACAUGGAGAAGGAGGCGGCGCUGAGCAAGAGCCUCGCCCAGCGCCUCACCAUCACCACCACCACCGCCACCAUCACAACCGCCACCAUCACAACCCACCAGCAGCUCCCCUACGGCCUCAGCGGCAGGUGCGAGGGCGGCGGUGGAGAGAGCGCCGCUGCUGCCCGCCUGCUGGCGUACAGGCACACGCAGCGGCGCUACGAGCAGCAGCAGCAGCGGCAACAGGAGCUCAGGCAGCAGCGGCUGCUCAAGGAGCUGCUGGGCGAACAUCAGGACCAGCAGCACCCGCAGCAGCAGCAGAAGCGGCAGCAGCGGAAGCAGGAUCCAGGAUCUGCUGUCGUCCCGUACGGCAUUGCAGGAGGGCUGGCAGCGGCAGCAGCGGGGGAUGUCGCCCCUGCCGUGAUGCAUGGUGGUGCCGGCGACGUGGCACAUGCUGCUGAGUGCGGCUGCAGGUGCGUCAUAUCUUAGGAGGAGGAGUGUGUUUGAGAGGAAUGGAUAAGUAGGGGUUAUGUGGGAACCAGGAGUACUGGAAUAAAGGAAAUGCGUCAGCUGUACAUCAGGCAGGCCUUUCCAUCGUACUGGGGGGUUGGGAGGGGAUUCAUUUGGAAGCGGUACGGCACUCUCACCUAUUUUGUCAGCGCUUAGACUUCUCUUCGGCAAGAGCACUUUGCUUACAGUAAUAAAGCCAUCGUAUUGUUUGAAUGAACGACUCGUCAGUAUUUCUCGCCUCAGAGGUCACUGUACUGCAUGCAUGUCCAAGUAAGCAGGCCUGGGUUUAUUUCCCGGUUGUUGGUUAACGAUUUGGGGUUGGCUCUUGCCAGGAAAGGAAACAGUUGGACUGUUCUUGCACCGCUGUCCUCUUCUUUGUACGCUAUUUUCGUACGUUAUCGUAGAUGUUGCCAUAACAACCAGAGGCUGUGAUGAUGACUGAGAUUACUCUUGCUGUCCCGCCCAUAUAUUAGCCAGUAGCUACUGUUAAUAAUUUCCAGUUUUCAGUUCACAACAUAUGCAUUUGCCUUGCUCGUGAUGAGGUUAUCGUAACAUUUCGUUCUUCGUAAGUUUAAGGAGCUGCUGCUGUGGCCCCGCUUCUGUACUUCGAGGCAGAGCGGUCCCGAAACGGCUGCGGAGGGUUGUGUUGAGAGCAAUGAUUGACGUGCCGAGACCAAAGGUGUAUGUACGAGAUAUGUUAGGCUUGAUCAGGUUUGGUGCUUAAAGUAUUGCGUUGUGCGAUGAAUGGGCCGUCGGUGUCGGUUUGAGAAUGUGAUGAGAGCAUGAGACGGCCAUUGGGUUCGGCGUAAGGCUUAGUAAAUACAGUAAUACGGUACGGUAGGGUGUGUUAACGACUGUAAUUUGAGAGCACUUUUGCAGCUAGUAGGAUAAGAAGUUGGGCUGUGGUCUAUAUAGGGAUGCCGAGUGACCCGUGGGUCAUUCCUGCUGUGCGUUGAUAUCUAUUUGGUAAGCGCUGCACAAGGCAGGCAGGAGGGCAGGCUAGUAGGAGUUAUUACUAGGGAAGGCCAGUGGAGCAGAGGCUUAUGGACUUGUGCACAAGGGAAAAUUGAAGCGUCAAGCUGAGCAACUUAAGCUUAAGAGCGUUACCGUUUACCGUGAGCAGUAGUAGCAAUACGAGAGGAGAGUCGUAAAACAUAUAUAUUCAAUAUUACUGCGGAAAUUGUACGACU